Molecule: messenger RNA, 228 nt
Organism: Sodiomyces alkalinus F11
Lineage: Eukaryota; Fungi; Ascomycota; Sordariomycetes; Glomerellales; Plectosphaerellaceae
Exons: 3
Coding region: 1-228 (75 amino acids)
Source: RefSeq, a predicted model, not a curated record
AUGCCGAUGUACAAGACUGGAGACCAGGUCCGCUACAAGCCCGUCGGAGGCCCCGAGUCCCAGACCUCCGAGAGCACCGGCAUCAUCAAGGACGUCCUGACCGAGCCCGGCCGCCAAGCCCAGCGCAACGUCCAGGCCAGCGAGGAGGAGCCUCGUUACGAGAUCGAGAACAGCAACACCGGCAAGACGACCACCAUCUUCGAGAGCAACAUCCUUGGCAGUGCCUAA